AUGCGUUUUAACACGGCUGCCCUUGUGGCCUCUUUGUCCCUUGCGGGACCCGCCCACGCGAUCAACAUUAUUUCGUCCAAUGACGAUGGCUGGGCCGAGGUUAACAUUCGCGCCCUAUUUGAGUCCCUGGACUCUGCCGGGCACGUAACGGUGGUCUCAGCCCCCGCUGAAAACGAGAGUGGAACAGGUUCCGAUCAGAAGACCCCCACUGUACUCACGGAAGCCUGUGAAUUCAACAGUUGUCCGUCAGGCAGUCCCGCUAUUGGAUACAAUGCGUCGCAGCCUCGCCUGAAUUAUGUGAAUUCGUACCCCGCGACUUCUAUGAAGUACGGAAUCAACACUAUCGGCCCUGCCCACUUUGAUGGUGCCGCCCCCGACCUAGCCGUGACCGGACCUAACGUUGGCAACAACCUUGGCUUGGAGGCUUGGCUCUCUGGAACUGUGGGAGCAGCCACCUACGCUGCUAAGGCCGGAAUUCCUGCGAUCGCCUUCUCGGGCGCAACUGGCUCACAAACUGCGUGGAAUGCCUCCUCUACUUUCCCGCAUUACAGCCAGGUUUAUGCCGACCUGGCGGUGAACGUGACCGACACUCUGAUCGCCUCGGGCGUGCCUUACCUCCCCGACGACAUCUGGCUCAAUGUCAACUUCCCAUCUGUCUCGGACUCGGAAUGCACAAACCUGGACGACAUUAAAUUCGUUCUGUCUCGUAUUCAUAUCGCAGUGCCUCUGAUCACCGCUGAUGAUGUGACCACCUGCGGGAGCUCCCGUUUGCCUACCGAGUACAAGGUGGCUCUGACAUCUGGAUGUUACGCAAGUAUCUCCGUCGGUCUUGCAAGCAACAAGCUGGACGCCAACGCCACUAUGCAGGCGGUCGUUCUGAACAAGCUUAGUGGUAUUCUGAGCUGCCUUGAUUGA
This is a messenger RNA of Penicillium odoratum, 915 nucleotides long. Its product is annotated as 5'/3'-nucleotidase SurE. Gene Ontology annotation, molecular function: nucleotidase activity. The transcript has 3 exons. NCBI's taxonomy places the organism in Eukaryota, Fungi, Ascomycota, Eurotiomycetes, Eurotiales, Aspergillaceae. The record is from RefSeq and is a predicted model, not a curated record. The coding region runs from base 1 to 915 and encodes 304 amino acids.